AUGCAUGUCAUGGAGAAAGGAGAAGGGGAAAAUGAAACAUAUAUCACAGAAUUCAUCCUCCUGGGAUUUGGGAAUCAUGCUGAACUGCAGCCCCUUCUCUUCCUGCUGUUUCUAGUGAUCUACAUUGUGACCAUGGCUGGGAACAUCCUCAUCAUUGCACUAGUUGUGACUGAUCAGCACCUUCACACCCCCAUGUACUUCUUUCUGGGGAACUUGUCCUGCUUGGAGACCAGCUUCACCUCCACCAUCCUGCCCAGGGUGUUGGACAGCCUCCUGACUGGGGACAGAAAUAUUUCUGUUACUGGCUGUAUCACUCAAUUUUAUUUCCUUGGUCUUUAUGUGGGAGUUGAAUGUUAUCUCUUAGCACUUAUGUCCUACGACCGGUACUUAGCAAUAUGCAAACCACUACACUACACAGGUCUUAUGAAUGGCAGAAUCUGCCAGCAGUUAGCAGCUGUGUCCUGGAUGAGUGGAUUUAUGAUAAUUACCAUAGUCACAUGUUUAAUGUCACAGUUACAUUUCUGUGGCCCCAAUGAAAUUAACCAUUUCCUUUGUGAUUUUACCCCAGUGAUUAAACUCUCCUGCAGUAAUACCAGCCUGAUCAUACUGGUGACAUUUAUAUUCUCUUUCAUAUAUACCCUGCCCCUGUUUCUAUUAACCCUGGCAUCCUACAUUUGUAUCAUCUCCACCAUCCUGAGAAUCCCAUCCACCACUGGGAGGAGAAAGGCAUUUUCCACUUGCUCCUCUCACCUCAUUGUGGUGACAAUCUACUAUGGGACUCUAAUCAUUGUCUAUAUGUUUCCAGACACUGACACACUUAGAGACCUCAACAAAGUGUUCUCUCUCUUCUACACAGUCCUAACUCCCCUGGCCAAUCCCCUCAUCUACAGCCUGAGAAACAAAGAGGUCAAGGCGGCCCUGAGAAAAGUCAUCAGCAAAUGUAUGGAGCUUAUAGAAAUUGAGAAGUAG
Trachemys scripta elegans is the source of this 969-nucleotide messenger RNA. Its product is annotated as olfactory receptor 1020-like. Gene Ontology annotation, molecular function: olfactory receptor activity; G protein-coupled receptor activity. Bases 1 to 969 code for a protein of 322 amino acids. The transcript has a single exon. The record is from RefSeq and is a predicted model, not a curated record. Gene Ontology annotation, cellular component: membrane. Gene Ontology annotation, biological process: G protein-coupled receptor signaling pathway. Lineage: Eukaryota; Metazoa; Chordata; Testudines; Emydidae.